UCAGGACUGGAAGCCAGCUCCAACAGCCAUUCGGAGAACGGAGGACUAAUGCUGAACGUCAACCAUCCACUUGCUGGAAGAAAGGAGCUGGAGGGGAGCCACUGGGAGUAAAGGCCAGCCCACUGGUGUUUGUUAGUGAACAGAGUAUCUGCCAAGCGCGGGCUUCCGUGAUGGUGUACGAUGACACCAGUAAGAAAUGGGUACCAAUCAAGCCUGGCCAGCAGGGAUUCAGCCGGAUCAACAUUUACCACAACACUGCCAGCAACACCUUCAGAGUAGUCGGGGUCAAGCUACAGGAUCAGCAGGUUGUGAUCAAUUAUUCAAUCGUGAAAGGGCUGAAGUACAAUCAGGCAACACCCACCUUCCACCAGUGGCGAGAUGCCCGUCAGGUCUAUGGCUUAAACUUUGCAAGUAAGGAAGAGGCAACCACUUUCUCCAACGCGAUGCUCUUUGCCCUGAACAUCAUGAAUUCCCAAGAAGGAGGCCCCUCCACACAGCGUCAGGUGCAGAAUGGCCCCUCUCCUGAGGAGAUGGACAUCCAGAGAAGACAAGUAAUGGAGCAGCAACAACACCGCCAAGAGUCUCUGGAGAGAAGAGUCUCUGCCACAGGGCCCCUCCUCCCACCUGGGCAUCCUUCAGUGGCAGCCAGCGCCACCCUCUCAUGUAGUGGACCUCCACCCCCACCUCCACCCCCAGUUCCACCUCCACCCACAGGGGCUACGCCCCCGCCCCCGCCCCCUCUGCCAGCUGGAGGAGCCCAGGGGGCCAACCACGAUGAGAGCUCUGCUUCAGGACUGGCUGCUGCCCUGGCUGGAGCCAAGCUGAGGAGGGGACAGCGGCCAGAAGAUGCUUCUGCAGGCUCCAGUCCUAGUGGGACUUCAAAGUCCGAUGCCAACCGGGCAAGCAGCGGGGGAGGUGGAGGAGGCCUCAUGGAAGAGAUGAACAAACUGCUGGCCAAGAGGAGAAAAGCAGCCUCCCAGACAGACAAGCCCGCUGACAGAAAGGAAGAUGAGAGCCAAAUGGAAGAUCCUAGUACCUCCCCAUCUCCAGGGACCCGAGCCACCAGCCAGCCACCUAAUUCCUCAGAGGCUGGCCGAAAGCCCUGGGAACGGAGCAACUCUGUGGAGAAACCAGUGUCCUCGUUGCUGUCCAGAACGCCAUCUGCGGCAAAGAGCCCCGAAGCUAAGAGUCCCCUUCAGUCACAGCCUCACUCUAGGGUGAAGCCUGCUGGGAGUGUAAAUGACGUGGGCCUGGAUGCCUUAGAUUUGGACCGCAUGAAGCAGGAGAUCCUGGAGGAGGUGGUUCGAGAGCUCCACAAGGUAAAAGAGGAGAUCAUUGAUGCCAUCAGACAGGAGCUAAGUGGGAUCAGCACCACGUAAGAUGGCGCCAUCCCUGGAGGAUCGCAAGGAGCCGCGCUGGCCCCAGCACACAGCGAGCCUGCAGAAGCUGGGAUGUACUUAAGUCUCAACCUGUGAUUCCAUAUUAAAAUGAGGAAACAAACUUCAACUACUGGAUUUUUAGCGUAUCUGACACAAAACACCGGGUCUAUUCUUUUUUGUAUUUUAUAUUUGCUUAUUUAAGUGUACAUUUCUUUGGUUUAUAGAGAGAACACCCCAAAAUCACCUGCUUUAUUAGAUGGCUUCCAAGUUUUCUCGUAGGUGGCACUGUUAGCUCCUCAGCUGGCAGUGAGCAGCUGGGUGCAGCGUGGCCUUUCCAUGCCACAGAGCUGUCAGAAUGCAGCUCAGCCCCAGCAGCCACAGUGUUUCAGUCUGUCCACGCAGUGCGUGUUCGUCCACACGAUAAUAAACGGUUCACUGUCCACA
Messenger RNA from Cricetulus griseus (Chinese hamster), 1823 nucleotides. The record is from RefSeq and is a predicted model, not a curated record. NCBI's taxonomy places the organism in Eukaryota, Metazoa, Chordata, Mammalia, Rodentia, Cricetidae.